UCAAAGAGAGAAAAACAGAGUGAGAACACACAAAAACAACACCUCCUCUAUCCAAUUAGUCUCACACUCCCACUCAACUAGGGGCAUUUCAGUAAUUCAAAGACACGUGGCAACACAGUCAUUUCUUUGUAGUGCAAGGUCAACAAAGUCAUUUUAGCGGGGAAAUAAAUUAUUUAUUUAUUUAUUAAAUAUACUAGAUAUAGAAGAUGUUGUAGUAGAAGAUAUGUAGAGGAGGAUAUUUGUCAGGGGGUUCAGAAGCUUAAGCUCCCAUACCUUCCACACGCGUAUGCACACACUGCCAUCGUCGGCAAAUGUGUAUUCUAGUCGGAAAAUAUCAAAUUCUCUAUUUUCCGGCAGUUUUCUGACAGUUCGCUGUCGAUUCACGGCGUUAGUGUUUAUACUUCGGUAGUUUUUUGUGGUGACAGUUCGUUGUCAAUUCACGGCGUUAGUGUUUAUACUUCGGUAGUUUUUUGUGGUGAUUGUUGGAAAUGCAAGAUAUACAUUCGAUCGGAGGGGGAGGAAGCCGGUUAUUCGGCGGCGGAGACCGGAGGCUGAGGCCGCACAACCACCAGAACCACCAGGCCUUGAAGUGUCCUCGAUGUGACUCGCUUAACACCAAGUUCUGCUACUACAAUAACUAUAACCUCUCGCAGCCACGCCAUUUCUGCAAGAGCUGCCGGAGGUACUGGACCAAGGGCGGCGUCCUCCGCAACGUCCCCGUCGGCGGAGGCUGCCGGAAAACCAAGCGGUCCAAGCCGAAGGCAUCCUCAGAAGCCGCGCAAAAUCGCAAGUCGAACUCUCAUUCGAGCAGCGAGAGCUCCAGUCUCACCGCCUCCACCGCUGCCGCGACAGCCACCACCGAGGUAGCGUCGGCAAGCACCUCGACCUCUGCGUCUACAUUACUCAACAUUCCAGAGUCGAGGUUCUUCAUUCCUCAUACCACAACCCCUAGUUUACAGACCACAAACCCUAAUUUCGAUCCGCCGUUGAUCGAUCAAGUAUCCGACGGUGGGAUCUUCCCAGAGGUCGGAAGCUUCACGAGCCUGAUGACUUCAUCCAACGAUCCGUCACUUCUAGGGUUCAACAUGGCCGACAUUUCGUCAUACCGGUUGCACCAACACAAUCAUGCACAGGUUCUACAGAAUCACAGCUCCAAUCAACAGUGGCAGCAACAGCAAAAGAUAACAAGUACCAUGCCCGAUGAUGAUCUGAAGAUGCAAGACAUCACGACUGGGUUUCUCGAUCCGACGGCUCAAAUUGAUCUAUCAGGGUUACAGAGCAGAACGUACAACGGUGGACUCGCAGCAGGGGAUUGGCAUGCUGGUGGGGAUGAAGAUCAAGAUCAAGGUUUGUUUGAUCUCACAGGAACCGUAGAUCAAACUUACUGGAGUCAAACUCAGUGGAAUGCUGACAACGAUCACCCUCUUUACCUCCCAUAAUUUCAACCUCUUUUAACUCUCCAGAAAAACAAACAAAAUAAAAAAAAAAAAAAAUUUAAAUCGGAAAGAAAUAGUAUGAAUGUGAAUUGACUGUUUUUUUUUUUAUUAUUUUUAUUUUCUGUAAAUUUAUUUUAUAUUUUGGUUUUCUUUUAAUUUCUUUCUUUAUUUUGGUUGAUUUUGAAAAGACGUGUUUGGCUUUGAUAUUUUGGGGCUUUGGCUUCUGAUGUACUGUUUGGAAAUUAAGUUGAUCAAAUAUAGAGAAAAUAUAUAUAGUGUGUGUGUUUUGUUUGUU
Cornus florida is the source of this 1731-nucleotide messenger RNA. Its product is annotated as dof zinc finger protein DOF5.4-like. The record is from RefSeq and is a predicted model, not a curated record. NCBI's taxonomy places the organism in Eukaryota, Viridiplantae, Streptophyta, Magnoliopsida, Cornales, Cornaceae. The transcript has a single exon. Gene Ontology annotation, biological process: regulation of DNA-templated transcription. Bases 489 to 1439 code for a protein of 316 amino acids. Gene Ontology annotation, molecular function: DNA-binding transcription factor activity; DNA binding.